GCUUGCAGUGCAUCGCAUCACACGAGAGCAUACCUUCCACUGACUGGACACUCACUUGACGACAUAUUGUCUGCAUUCGCGGCCCUUCAUUCACCAUGGAUUUCAACGGCGCAUCUCCCGCUCCCCCUUCGCGUGCGUCCCCCUCGCCCCCGGCGACCUUGAAUGGAUCGCUCGGUAUGGACCACACCCUAUCAAUGUCUGACAGACAAUCACCAGCCAUCCCCCAGACCGUCACAGCAAAGGACCCAAAGGCUGCUGCCGCAAUGGCAAACGAUAUGAACAUUGUGCGCAGGAAGCUCACAGGCUACGUUGGUUUCGCGAACUUGCCCAACCAAUGGCACCGCAAGAGUGUGCGCAAGGGCUUCAACUUCAACGUCAUGGUUGUUGGCGAGUCUGGACUCGGAAAGUCGACCCUGGUCAACACGCUCUUUAACACGUCGCUGUACCCCCCCAAGGAGCGCCAGCCCCCGAGUCUCGACAUUUCCAAGACUGUCUCGAUCCAGUCCAUCAGCGCCGACAUUGAGGAGAACGGCGUCCGUCUGAGAUUGACUGUCGUUGAUACACCCGGCUUCGGCGAUUUCAUCAACAACGAUGAGUCGUGGGAUCCCAUCGUUAAAAACAUUGAGCAGCGGUUCGACGCCUACUUGGACGCCGAGAACAAGGUCAACCGUGUGAAUAUUGUCGACAACCGCAUCCACGCUGUCGUCUACUUCAUCCAGCCUACUGGCCACUCGCUCAAGCCUCUGGACAUCGAAGUCAUGAAGAAGCUGCACACCAAGGUCAACCUCAUCCCCGUCAUCGCCAAGGCCGACCUCGUCACAGACGAGGAGAUUGACAACUACAAGAAGAGGAUUCUCGCCGACAUCAACCACCACAACAUCCGCAUCUUCGAAGGGCCACGAUACGAGCUCGACGACGAGGAGACCAUCGCGGAGAACCAGGAGAUCAUGGCCAAGGUGCCUUUUGCCGUUGUUGGAUCUAACUCGGAGGUCACUACACCCGACGGACGCAAGGUCCGAGGCCGCCAAUACCCCUGGGGUGUCGUUGAGGUUGACAACGAGGAGCACUGCGAUUUUGUUAAGCUGAGACAGAUGCUCAUCCGCACACACAUGGAGGAGCUCAAGGAGAACACCAACAACGUUCUCUACGAGAACUACCGAUCCGACAAGCUCACAGCAAUGGGCGUUCAGCAAGAUUCCAGCGUGUUCAAGGAGAUCAACCCGGCUGUCAAGCAGGAGGAGGAACGUUCGCUGCACGAGCAGAAGCUCCAGAAGAUGGAGAUGGAAAUGAAGAUGGUGUUCCAGCAGAAGGUGCAAGAGAAGGAAAGCAAGCUGCGCCAGAGCGAAGAGGAGCUGUACGCACGACACAAAGAGAUGAAGGACCAGCUGGACAGACAACGACAGGAGCUCGAAGACAAAAAGUCUCGCGUCGAAUCCGGCCGGCCAAUAGAAAAGGAGGGCAAGAGAAAGGGUUUCUCCCUCCGCUAAGCCUGGGCCGACAAUUCCUUUUCUCCCAUUUUGGACGACCCGCACAGCUCAAACGCCUGUACUCCCUUCUCUGCUCCCUCUUAUCAGACCUUGUUUAAUAUGAUGCCGCUUGACGAUACCACUGGGUGUUAUCGGCAACGGGUAAUACAGGAGGUGCGAAUUUUGGGGGAUGAAUGGACAACGGUGUCAUCCUUUUGUGCAGUUGUCCGGUUUGUUGAUUGAUACCAACAUCAUUUGCGCUCCUUCCGGUUCCCUUGUGUCUCUUUGACUUUUUAUUAUUUAGUAUGUGGGCAGUCGUAGUUAUUGAGCGAGGUGGAGGUGGA
Molecule: messenger RNA, 1810 nt
Organism: Dothidotthia symphoricarpi CBS 119687
Lineage: Eukaryota; Fungi; Ascomycota; Dothideomycetes; Pleosporales; Dothidotthiaceae
Product: Septin
Exons: 5
Coding region: 96-1487 (463 amino acids)
Biological process (GO): cytoskeleton-dependent cytokinesis
Cellular component (GO): microtubule cytoskeleton; septin ring; cytosol
Molecular function (GO): GTP binding; molecular adaptor activity; GTPase activity
Source: RefSeq, a predicted model, not a curated record